Asparagus officinalis (garden asparagus) is the source of this 790-nucleotide messenger RNA. Its product is annotated as rac-like GTP-binding protein 2. Gene Ontology annotation, cellular component: cell projection; cytoskeleton; cell cortex. NCBI's taxonomy places the organism in Eukaryota, Viridiplantae, Streptophyta, Magnoliopsida, Asparagales, Asparagaceae. The record is from RefSeq and is a predicted model, not a curated record. The coding region runs from base 1 to 417 and encodes 138 amino acids. Gene Ontology annotation, molecular function: protein kinase binding; GTPase activity; GTP binding. The transcript has 7 exons. Gene Ontology annotation, biological process: actin filament organization; cortical cytoskeleton organization; small GTPase-mediated signal transduction.
AUGGUGCAAUGGGUUGGAGAUGUAUUACUGUUUGAUGUGACUUUUGCACCAUUUUGGUUGGAGAUGUACACCUUUGAUUUCUUAUCCUUCGUCUCUGUAUUUCUAAAAGUGAAGUUGCUGAAAACAUUCAUGAAGUGGGUGCCAGAACUCUGUCGCGUUGCCCCAUAUGUUCCAAUUGUUCUUGUUGGAACUAAGCUAGGUCUUCGUGAUGACAAGGGCUACCUCUCUAUCCAUCCAGGUGCUUCUGUUAUUACACCUGCACAAAGCAAGGAACUUAGGAAGAAAAUUGGCGCCACAGCUUAUAUUGAAUGUAGCUCUAAGACACAACAGAAUGUCAAAGCAGUUUUUUAUACUGCCAUCAAAGGUAGUACUAUGACCUCCUCGAAGGAAGGAAGUGCUGCCCAAGAAGAAAGCUAGAAGAAGCUUUGGUUGCUCGAUGAUAAUGAAGGUUGUGAGGUUAUGGAUGGUGAAGGGGAGAAUAUUUUGGAUAGAAUCAAUUGAAAGGAGACAAAGCAUUGGGAGAGACUUAAUGAAGGAAGAACCCAUCUUGAUAAUUAAUGGGCCCGCCAUAAUCUUUAUCAUUCAAAUUUUAAUUAUUUAUGGUUUAUUGCUUCACUAUCAUAAGUCUUUGAAUAGGUUUUUAUUUGUUAGAUUUGUAUUUCAGUUAAGAAUUGUAGGAUGUGGAGAAGUUGUGAACCUUAUAAAUUGUCUAAACUUAAAGUUUUAUAGUUGAUUAUCACUUCAUUAAAUUUAUUGACAAAGCUUGUAUCGAGCACACAUCAAUUUUUAA